Messenger RNA from Punica granatum (pomegranate), 1513 nucleotides. Lineage: Eukaryota; Viridiplantae; Streptophyta; Magnoliopsida; Myrtales; Lythraceae. The record is from RefSeq and is a predicted model, not a curated record.
GUCGUCGUCUUCCCCAUAUAAAGCCUGCCUUCCCAAGUUUAAUCACAAUUUCUCUCUCCUUCUACCCUCUGUAUGUGUAAGAAGACGCCAUUAGAGGAGCUCUAGCUCGGAAGCUUACUGAUCAUGUCGCUGGCGCUCUUGCAUCGACAAUGUUUCCGAGAAAUGAAUGGGGCGGGACCCUCGCCACUGCCGGAGACAACUUCUGAAAUGAGCAAUGGCUCGGAGGAAGAAGGGCUGGCCCGGCAGAAGCUGUCGAAUCAAGCCAGUCACCCACCAGCUCUGCCGACAAAGGGGUGCUCCCUUUCCGCAGCUGCAGCACCACCCUGGCUCCUCUCCUCUCUUGCCGAUCUUAAUGAAAAGAUGGGAUGGAUGGCUGUAAACAACCCUGAACAGGAUGACACGGGAGAGACCUUCGCCCAACGAGCCGAGUCUUACUACCAAAAGCGACCGCAGCUCCUAGCUUUCCUUCAGGACCUUUACAGGGCGUACAUCUCUCUUUCGGAUCGCUACGUUCAACUGCUGUCAAAGAAUAACCGAGCCCAACAUAGCCGCCAGUCUUCCCAGGUUUCCACUAUAACCACCGACAACGACUCUUGUUCGUCGGAGAAUGAUCACAGGGAAGAUCACUCUGAUGCCGAGAGCUCACUCUCGUUCCAACAGCCUCUCCAACCUUAUCGUAGUUCAUGCGAGCUUUUCAACUUUGAUGUUCUGGUUGCGGAGAUUGUGAUAAAAAAUGUGGAGUGCGACAUUCUACUUCAUGAGGUAGAGAUCAGCAGCCGUAAGAGCAAUGAUGCAUCAAGGAAGAUUGAGCUGCAAAGGAGCCUGCUUGAGGUGUUGGAAUCAGAAAGGCUGAUACUGUUGAACGAGAAUGCAAGGUUGGGGUACAGAAUGAAUGCCCUGAUUGAGGAGAACCGGGAACUGGGGGCAGAGUCCAUGUUCGUGAAGACGAAGGCGGGCGAGUUGGCCCGAAGCUUACUCAAGUUGAAGGAGGAUCAGAGAGUCUGCGCGCUGAGCCGUAAGAUCGAGGAUCUCCAGGGGCAGAUUCAUGGGCUGGAGAAGAGGAACAAGGAGUAUUACGAGCAGCUCGUGAGGAGGGAGCUCGAGGCCGAAGUCGGGAAGGGAAAGAAGGGGAAGAGGGACGGGAAGAGCGGGAGCAGCAGAGAGGUGGAUCUGGACGUUUGCUUCCAGAUGGAGAGGUUCAAGUUGAAGCCAAGCCUUCGGGUUGAAGAGGGGAAGGUGUUUGGGUGGUGGGAGAAGAUCAAGAGGAUGGACAUCUUCAUGUGCGGGACUAUGCCUACCGGUCACGGCUGUUGAUGAUCUCUCAAGAUCCAACUGAUCGGAACAUUAUUAAAAGAAAAAGUAAAAUAGUUCUCUCCCUCUCAGAAUCUCUCUUCAUAUUAUGAUCGUGGCAGUAUUUCUUCGGCUGUGGAGAUGGCCUGUAAACUUGAAAUGCUAUUAAUAUAAUUGUAUAUCAAUCGCUAGGCUUUUCUUUUAGAUGGCCUGUAAACUUGAA